GCGGAUGCGGCGUGGGAUCCACGUCAGAUGUGAGCAGCAGUUCACAGAAUCUUCGAACAAAAACGACGGGAAAUGCAAGCAACUACCGAAGUCAAGGUGCUGGGAGAAGCUGGCAGGAAACUGAAAAUAAUCCACAAGCUUCAACCGAAAGAAGUUUGAAAAACAACGAUCAAAUGACAAGAAGAGCCGAAGAUCAAACGAAUGGUGAUAUCGAUGAUUUGUCGACGAUGAACGCGGAUCGAAAUGAGAGUAAUGGAGGCAGCAAAUCGUGCUCUGCACCUGCACCGCCGCUUAUAGAAGAGGCUGGUUCCAAACCCGCGCUUGUCCCAACUUCUCCGUCUCGCAUCUCCGGGCAGCGAACCAAACGAAAGCGGACGCAAAGCUGCACGUUUUGCCAAAACCACGGCUUCACGAUGCCGAAGCCAGGCCACCAAUGCCCUAAUACUAAGUGUCAGUGUUUGUUGUGUCGCCUUACGAGGAUAGCGAGGAUUGUUAUGAAACACCAACAGGCGCUAUGGAGACAUCAGGCAAAAGAACUCAACAAAGCAAAACUUGGCCACUUGGCUAAGUUACGUCAGGUUUGUGACAAGUGUCGGAACCACAACCAGUUUCCCAAAAAACGAGGCCACUCUAUUUGCCCGUUUGAGCAAUGCACGUGCCCUUACUGCACACUCACAGACAAACGACGCUAUGUUAUGAUGCACCUGCAGAGGAUCCGAAGGGCACAAGUCACUGCUAUGGCAGUUUUUGAAUCUGAUGAAGACGACAUGGAAACCGAAGACACAGAUCAUGGUCGAGGAUCUAGCAAAGAAAAUUUCGACUUCCCAGCCGAGGGUCGAGAAGUUGCGGCUGUCAUCGAGGGCGUGACGAAGGCGUUGAGAGCUCUGCCAUCUCCGGUCAGGAAACUAUCAUCGCAAACUGCAGCUGAUCAUGAAACUCUGGACCUAUCUCAAGAAGCUUCAGGAGAAUCAGAAGAAGCAUUGGAUGAAUCGCAAGAAGAAUUAAAAGAAGAUUUGGACGAGUCGCAAGAUGAAAUAGAAGAAACGCUGAAGGCUUUGGACGCAACUCCCGAAGUAACAUCAAUGGAUGCUACAUAAGCAGAACCUCGUGAUGUGAGUUCAGAGCUCGAUAACAGCUUGUGAGGUUAAAUAAAUGGACUACUUUAACUUUAUGUCAUGUCAUCUACCAAAUUUACUAAUAUUAGACUCCAUGAUACGUUUAAUAUUCGCCUGAUAUAAAUAUUUCUGUUUGUUGUAAAUAAUCUUAAGUUUUAAACCGCAAUGAGACAGUAUUGAUUGAGAUUAGAUUAGAUAAUUUCCCAAUUAUCUAAUUUUAUUUCGAAUAAAAUUAGUGCAGCAAUGUCAUACUUCAGCAAAUUUUUUCGUAAAUGUUGAGGUCAAGAACGGAAAAUGUGAACGACGCUUCGCUGUCAGUAGAGAAGCAGGCCUGAAAUGCCCUUCGAAAUUUUCGUGUCCAUUCUGAAAUUUCACAGAUCAAAUUCGCGAGUCAAAAUAAUCAAAUAACUUCUAAUAUUAUUUGUUUCUCCUCAGGUCAAGAACGAAUUCAUAAAUGCAAAUCAUUUUAAAAUCCUCAUGAAAAGUUCAUUUUCAAAGUACUAAUGUAGAUACUUCUUUUGUAAUUAUAUUAUUACCAUGUACAUAUAUGUACGUCAUUA
This is a messenger RNA of Hyalella azteca, 1675 nucleotides long. RefSeq lists its product as uncharacterized. NCBI's taxonomy places the organism in Eukaryota, Metazoa, Arthropoda, Malacostraca, Amphipoda, Hyalellidae. Gene Ontology annotation, molecular function: RNA polymerase II cis-regulatory region sequence-specific DNA binding; DNA-binding transcription factor activity, RNA polymerase II-specific. Bases 174 to 1097 code for a protein of 307 amino acids. Gene Ontology annotation, biological process: sex differentiation; regulation of transcription by RNA polymerase II. The transcript has 4 exons. The record is from RefSeq and is a predicted model, not a curated record. Gene Ontology annotation, cellular component: nucleus.